Messenger RNA from Macrobrachium nipponense, 2322 nucleotides. RefSeq names its product peroxisomal acyl-coenzyme A oxidase 1-like. Gene Ontology annotation, biological process: lipid homeostasis; fatty acid beta-oxidation using acyl-CoA oxidase. The record is from RefSeq and is a predicted model, not a curated record. Gene Ontology annotation, molecular function: FAD binding; acyl-CoA oxidase activity; fatty acid binding. The transcript has 15 exons. Lineage: Eukaryota; Metazoa; Arthropoda; Malacostraca; Decapoda; Palaemonidae. The coding region runs from base 222 to 2201 and encodes 659 amino acids. Gene Ontology annotation, cellular component: peroxisome.
UUUCUGUGAUUGUAUUGGAGUGUUUGUCUUCAGCGUUAUCAUCUAAAAAUUCUCUUGGAAAUCAUAUCAGUACAGAUUAAGCCUGUGUUACAAACAACUCAUGGUCUACAUGCAGAUUUUACUAGAAACAUUGUUACCCGGUGAGCGGCCACCUAUGUAAUCUCCUGCCAGUAGAAACUGUCACCUCUGUAGACAAUCGAAGAGAAGACCCGGCAAUCAAAAUGACGUCGGACGCCGAGCGCUUCUGCGUGAGCGACCUGAAGAAGGAGAGAGCGAACUGUUCCUUCGACAGAGAAGAACUCACCAACCUGAUGGACGGAGGGAAGAAAAUGACCGAGAUACGAAGGAAAUACGCCCAGAGUUUCCUGAGCGACCCGGUCUACGACGACGCAACUCCCCCGGAUUAUCUCAGCCACGAAGAUCUCUACGGCAACGAGCUCCGGAAGGCCUGUCAUACCCUCCGCAAGAUGAACAAGGAGGGCAUCUCCAUCAAGAAAAUGACGAUGCACGGCCCGAGAGGUCUCAUGCAAGACGGAAAUCCUUUGAUGCUGCACACUGGGAUGUUCUACGACGCGAUCGUGGGUCACGGUAACAAGGAGCAGAGGGAGAAGUGGCUCCCCCUUGCCGAAAAGGCCGACAUCAUCGGGACUUACGCUCAGACGGAAAUGGGCCACGGGACAUUCCUGCGUGGGCUCGAGACAACAGCCACUUACGACAAGUCAACCAAGGAAUUUAUUAUUCAUUCGCCGACGUUGUCAGCGACCAAAUGGUGGCCGGGGGGACUGGGCAAAACUGCGAACCACGUCGUCCUGAUGGCUCAGCUGCACAUUGAUGGGAAAGCCUUGGGUCCCCAUCCCUUCAUGGUGCAGAUCAGAGAUCUGGAAACCCAUCGCAGCCUACCAGGCAUCACUGUAGGAGAGAUAGGACCGCGCGCCGGACUGAACAGUAACGACAAUGGCUUCCUGAGAUUCGACCACCAUCGCAUCCCUAGAACGAACAUGCUCAUGAAACAUUCCCAAGUCCUUGAGGAUGGGACCUAUGUAAAACCACCUCAUGCAAAACUAUCGUACGGAACUAUGGUGAUCACCAGGGUCUCUCUCGUCUUCCACGCUUGCCUUCAGCUCAGGAGUGCUGUUACGAUUGCUACAAGAUACUCAGCAGUGAGACAUCAGUCUGAACUUGUGCCUGGGGAACCAGAACCCCAGAUCUUCGACUACCAAACACAGCAGUACAAGAUAAUCCCACAAAUAGCUUCUGUCUUCGCACUCUUCUUUGCUGCCCAGAGCUGCGGUAAAACCUACAUUAAAGCCAUGAGCAACAUCCAAGAAGGAGACAUGGAAUUACUACCCGAGUUACAUGCCCUGUCAAGUGGCCUUAAAGCCAUUGGUGGAAAAGACGCCUCUGCAGGGGUGGAGAUUUGCCGUCUGGCAUGCGGAGGUCAUGGUUACAUCGCUUCUUCUAACCUGCCCAGAAUAUAUGGCAAUACGACUUGCAUUAUCACUUACGAAGGUGAAAACACAGUCCUUUUGCUCCAAGUGGCUAGGUAUCUCAUCAAGUCCUUCAGAUCUGGAGAACUGGGGACUCCCCUUCGAAAGUCAGUGGCAUAUCUUUCUGCACAAUCUACUAGUGGAGAAAUAAAUUUAACAAAUGAAGGUUUGGUUGAGGCGUACAAGAAGUCUGUUUCGGCAAUGGUGGCCGAAACUGAAGGGAGGCUGAGACGCCUGUGCGAUUCCGGUCUGAAUUAUCAUCAUGCCUGGAACAAGUGCUCGGUUUCCUUGGUUAAAUGUGCAGAGGCUCAUAAUCGCUACUACAUCUGUGACCAAUUCGUGAAAAAUGUAGAGUCCUUGGAAGUCAGCCCUGGCUUGAGGAAUGUCUUGCGAGACCUCUGCAGACUUUACCUUAUCUAUCACAUCUCUCUUAAUGAGGGGAUGUUCCUCAAGGCUGGAGUCCUGUCUCCUGGUGAUAUCGAGAUCUUGGAAGAGGAGAUGAGCGAACUGCUCGCCAAACUCCGCCCGCAGGCGGUCUCUAUCGUCGACGCUUUCGACAUCGACGAUAAGCUAUUGAAUUCGACGCUCGGGGCCUGGGACGGCAACGUCUACCAGAGGUUGUACGACGAAGCAAUGAAGAGUCCUUUAAACAAGACAGACGUUCCCAAGGCUUACAAAAAGUACCUGAAACCCAUGAUAAAUGCUAAACUCUGAGCCUGGUAUUGAGGAUACCUGAAGACAGAUUUAAAAUCUGCAGCAUUAAGAGUAUAUUUACAAAGAAGGUUUUAUGUGGGAAUUUUUUUAGAUGUCGAAAUAUUAAAAAAUUAUUACUUCA